Molecule: messenger RNA, 795 nt
Organism: Xylaria bambusicola
Lineage: Eukaryota; Fungi; Ascomycota; Sordariomycetes; Xylariales; Xylariaceae
Exons: 1
Coding region: 1-795 (264 amino acids)
Source: RefSeq, a predicted model, not a curated record
AUGCCGUCCACGAAUUUCUAUGAGGUGCUUGGAGUCACGGUUGACGCUGAUGUGGCCACAAUCAACAGAGCAUUCAGAGAAUUGUCUCUCAAAAUGCUUCCUGAUAAAGCGAAUAUAUCGACGGUCCCGACCGGGCGGGCUGAAACCCCAGAUGAGCGAGAGGCCCGAGAAGCUAAAAACCAUGAGCGUUUCGUGAGAAUUGUUGAGGCUCGAGACGUUCUAACUGAUCCCACAAAACGGGAGCUUUACGACUUGAAGCACUCAAAAAACCGUGCAUCUAGCAAAGGCAACAGACCUAGUCCAAACACAUUCAGGCCCAGUUCAUCUGAAAAGCAACAGAAGAGCACUCCAACAAACAGAGAAAAAGAAAGCAAUAAGUCCAAGGAGUCCAACAAGCCCGUUGGUUCUGAAAAGCCAAGUGCGUCCAAGAGUUCCACUACUUCCAAUAAACCGCGUUCACACAGCAAGCCCGGUGAAUCUACCAAGGGUAAUUCCUCUAACCCCCCAAAAGCUAAGAAAUCCGAGGAAUCUAAAGAGCCUAGAAAAGAUUCCUAUUUAAGUGGCAAGCAACGACUUGACAUUGAGUUAUGUCACGACACUUACGCAAAUAAUCUUUGCAGCAUGAGAAUGGAGUUGAAUGAACUGCUUGCCUCUGUAACACCACGGUCAUCAGCAGCACGUGCAUAUCCUGAUUACCAGGCAGUAGUUGUUUCGUUUGAGAGGGUCCACGCUCUUACCGUAGACUGGCGAAAACACAUGGAUGAAUGCCAGAGAUUCGUACCUCAGCAAGCCUGA